Molecule: messenger RNA, 6415 nt
Organism: Myxocyprinus asiaticus (Chinese sucker)
Lineage: Eukaryota; Metazoa; Chordata; Actinopteri; Cypriniformes; Catostomidae
Product: lipase maturation factor 2-like
Exons: 13
Coding region: 2193-4496 (767 amino acids)
Biological process (GO): protein maturation
Cellular component (GO): endoplasmic reticulum membrane
Source: RefSeq, a predicted model, not a curated record
AGGCUGGGGUCAAGGCAUCAAGAGCCACCACACACAGACAUGUCAAGGAAUUUGGCUACAGUUGUCGUAUUCCUCUUGUUAAGCCACUCCUGAACCACAGACAACGUCAGAGGCGUCUUACCUGGGCUAAGGAGAAGAAGAACUGGACUGUCGCCCAGUGGUCCAAAGUCCUCUUUUCAGAUGAGAGCAAGUUUUGUAUUUCAUUUGGAAACCAAGGUCCUAGAGUCUGGAGGAAGGGUGGAGAAGCUCAUAGCCCAAGUUGCUUGAAGUCCAGUGUUAAGUUUCCACAGUCUGUGAUGAUUUGGGGUGCAAUGUCAUCUGCUGGUGUUGGUCCAUUGUGUUUUUUGAAAACCAAAGUCACUGCAUCUGUUUACCAAGACAUUUUGGAGCACUUCAUGCUUCCUUCUGCUGACCAGCUUUUUAAAGAUGCUGAUUUCAUUUUCCAGCAGGAUUUGGCACCUGCCCACACUGCCAAGAUGCUGAUGUUUUAAAACAACAGUGCAGCAAUAAGAUUAUAAGGAAUGCUCUUUAUUCUGUGUCCUUACCGGCAGCAAGAUUUUUUUGGUCUUCUUUAUUCGGUAAUAUCUCUUGGGUUAAAGCAUGGAAACUGCCAAAUAAGUUUUGUAUCAAUAACAAAGUUAAGGAAGUGUCUCACAAAAUACUUCAUAGAAUUUAUCCUGCUAAGCAUGUUUUGAAAAGAUUUAAGCUUAAUAUUUCAUAUUCCUGUGAUUUUUGUGGUCAAGAAAAAGAAACUAUUUUGCAUCUUUUUUUUUCAUUGUCUUUACUCAAGAUUAAUUUGGAAGGAUUUGGAAUUUUAUAUUAACAGAAAAAUGGAGAGUAUGAUAGAAAUUUGUAUAUUUGAUGUACUUUUUUAUACAGAAAAAGAAAAUUUGAAUUGUAAAGAACAACAUAUUAUACAUUUGUUUAUUUUGUUAGGAAAAUUCCAUAUACAUAAAAAGAAGUGGGCUCAAUGUAAACCAAAUUUUGCACAUUUUAUAAAUGACUUUAAAUUAUAUGUAAAUCUUUUGGAACAAACAAAAAAGCACUGAAAACAUGUAAUGCUCUGAAAGCAUUGAAAUGUAUGUAAUUUUCUUCCUUUUUUUUUUCUCUCUCUCUCUCUCUCUCUGGCAGCUAAUGUUAAUUUGAUUAUGUGGAUAUGUAAUACCUCUUGUUCUUGUGGCACUGAAUCAAAGCAUAUAAAAAAAAAUUUUUUAAAAAAAACUAAUUAAUAUUCAUUAGUUUAUCCUAACCGUUAAUUCGCCAGUUAUCUAACGCCCACUUUUCAACGUCUGCCUUUCAGCCAAUCAGCUAUUAUUUUUGGGCGAGCGUCAGUUUAGGUAAUAAAUAUUCAUGAUAUGGAGAAGAAAGAAAAAAAAAAAGAAAGCCUUCACGUCCUCGCCAGUAGGGUCCGUUCACAUCGAACACAUUUUUAUGUCGGACCCUAAACGCUCACCUUUAAAUGACUUUCUGUCAGCCAAUCAAUUGUGAAGUUUGGCUUCCUGGGCGAGCGUCUUGUUACGUAAUUAAUAUUCAUGAGUAUCGCCUUCACCAUAGUAGGUUUCAUUAGCGCAGCAGUAUUGUCUCGAGUCUCUUUCUCCUGCAUAUUAGACGUGUCGCUCAGUCAGUCCUGUGGAUGCAUUGUAAACCCUGUGAAUUCCAACAUAUCUGCUUCCUUUAGGAGUUUACUGCACGAAAACAAUGGGAGAAAUAAGACUGCCCAGGCAUAUGUUUUUGUGGUGCCUAUCUGCAAUCCACAUGUUUGCUUUUGCGUCUCUUUAUGUGCAGAUUCCAGGUGAGUGUGCCAAGAUUUUGUUAGUUGAACUUGCAUGCAUUAAUCUGUACUUUUGCAUCCAAAGAGUUGUAUGCAUCCAUAAGACACACAUUUCUAAAUGGAAAUAUAUGUUUGUCUCCCGUUCAUCUGAAGUUGAAUGUACUGCUAGAUAAAUGGUUUGUUGAAGUUAGUGUUGAAAUGUCCAGGAUGUUAACUUCAGCACUUUUACAGUGCAUAGAUACAGUAUUAGACAUGACAACAAAUGAAAGUAACAUUACUAUAUACGUAAAUGGGUGCUGAUUUUGCAGAACUGUGUGCAAAACUUCUUAGAUUAGAUAAAGGAGCAUGUUGAUGCCUGUUCAGAAACAUUCAGACAGUAAAAGCAGAGAGAUGCUCUAAAUUUUCAUUCUAGCACAAAUGCAUGCAGAAAGUCACACUUACAAAAAAGUGCCAUGAUCUUACCAUGUUUUUAGACAUGUGGUAUGGUAAUGCCAUUAUAUUUAUAUAUUUUGCAGUACCAUGUUAUUGGCAUUUGAUGCCAUCACUGUACCAUGCUACUGCCACAGUACUGUUUUGUCAGUCUCUUAAACACUCAGUGACUCUUUCUCUCUCUACUACUGUAGGUCUGUAUGGAAAUGAGGGUUUGUUACCUGCACGGUGGAUGCUGCGGGUUUCUAGUAAAAGUGUUCUGGAGCAGCUGAAGGAUUCUCCCACCCUGCUGUGGUUCGGUCCUCAUCUGGGUUUGGACACCCAGCAGUGCAUGGAGCUGCUCAGCCUCACCGGAGCUCUCAUCAGUUUAAUGGCGACAGCUGUACCUGUGCUCAGAGACUGCAGAGUGUUCCUGGUGCUUUGGAUACUCUACCUGUCCCUCUGCCAGGUGGGCCAAGUCUUCCUAUAUUUCCAGUGGGAUAACUUGUUGUUGGAGAUGGGCUUCUUGGCCGUUCUCGUCGCUCCCAUAAACAUGCCCUGGCCUUCGAAAGUGUGUCUCCAUGACAACGUGACUUUCUGGCUGGUGCGCUGGCUGUUGUUUCGGCUGAUGUUUGCAUCAGGUGUCGUCAAACUUACCAGCCGAUGUCCCACCUGGUGGGGUCUGACAGCUUUAACCUAUCACUAUGAGACCCAGUGUAUACCGACCCCGCUGGCUUGGUUUGCUCACCAGUUGCCGGUGUGGUUCCAGAAACUCAGUGUGGUGGGAACAUUUGUUAUCGAGAUUGCUGCUCCCUUCCUGUUCUUCAGCCCUAUACGAAGACACAGGCUGACCGCUUUCUAUAUGCAGGUCCUGCUUCAGGUGUUGAUAAUUCUGUCUGGGAAUUAUAACUUCUUUAAUAUCCUCACGAUCACUCUGUGCCUCUCUCUGCUGGAUGAUCAACAUGUGAACUUCUGGCUCCGCAGACCCACACCAAAGACAGAGAGCUCAUCCUUGCAGACGCUCUUGUCUGGUUUGAUCGUGAUGUUAGAAGUUGGCGUAUAUGCUCUGCUUGCCUACUGGACUGUAAUCUAUUUUGACCUGCAGGUGGACUGGGACAAGAAAAGUGUCUCCUCCAAGACAGCAUUUACGUAUUUUGAGUUCAGUGGGUUUCUGAAGGCAGUCACGAUGCCCAGUAUCUGGAUGGGUGUGCUGUCUGUCACCUGGGAGAUCAUCACUGCUAUGUUUAAGAGUGCUUGUGUGAGGGGAGUGUUCUGGCGUCUCUGGAGUACAAUCCAAUGGGCAGUUAUGUCUGCAGCUACAGUCUCAAUGUUUGCCAUCAGCCUGGUUCCCCACACCUUCAUUGAAUAUGAGGCCAACAGUAAUCUCUGGCCUGGCAUCCGGACAGCAUAUGAGAUAACAGACCGCUACCAGCUGGUUAACUCGUACGGACUGUUCCGGAGAAUGACCGGGGUUGGAGGUCGUCCAGAGGUGGUCAUUGAGGGCAGCAUGGAUCGCAACACAUGGACGGAAAUAGAGUUCAUGUAUAAGCCAGGGAACAUGAGUGCAGCGCCCCCUGUGGUGGCUCCACACCAGCCCAGACUGGACUGGCAGAUGUGGUUUGCUGCUCUGGGGCCGCACACACAAAGCCCCUGGUUCAGCAGCCUCUUACACCGACUACUACAGGGCAAACAAGAUGUGAUACGACUUAUUCAGACAGACGAUUCUCAGUAUCCGUUCAGUAAACAGCCUCCUGUUUAUCUCCGAGCUCACCGCUACAAAUACUGGUUUACCGAGCCGAAAGAAGACGGAUCGUACCCUCAGCGAUGGUGGAGGAGGGUGUAUGUGGAGGAGUUCUAUCCCACAGUGCACCUCGGUGACUCUUAUCUGGAACAUAUGCUAGUUCAACAUGGUCUCAAGGAUAAAGCUCCUUUGAGGCGGGGUUCGAAUGCUUGGUUGCCACUGUUAUUGCGGCAUGUUGGCGAACAUGUCCGUGAGAUGCCAGCUCCUCUUCUGCUUUUGGCUCUCUUCAGCUCGACAGCAAUGGUCUGUCUUCUCAACUCUCUACGGUCACGCGCACAUCAUCACCAACACGAGUCCCACCAGGACAAACACAUGGAUAAACAGACCACAAAUGCAUCAUGCUCCAACAUGGCAGAGAAGGAUGAGAAGAAACGUGAGGAAGAAACUAAAGAGGAGGCAGAGGAAGAUGAACUGAUAGUUGAGGAAGAUGCAACAAUGACAUGCGAAGAGAAACAGGAAGAAGAUAUGAGCUUAGAAGAAAGGGAAGUGGAAAGCAUCAGGAAAAGGAAACGAUGAGCUGUAGUUUCUCAAUUCAACUCCAGACUCUAAUCGCAGUUCGGGGUAAAUACAUCAGCACGUAUUUAUACUUCCAUUAUGUCAUUACAUUCACACUGGUUUUCUGUUUUCACAGGUAUAUUUGAGACAGGUAGGCAGUAUAGUGAAACAUUUACAUUUACCAUUGGUGUACUAGAAGUUCAAGGUUAAGUAAAAUUGAUAGUAAAAAACAUAAGCGCUUGCCUGAUUCAGACACAAUAAAAGAGCAAAAUUACAAGAACGUUUUGGCCCUUUGAUUGGUCUAAAUGCAAAACAUGAAAAACAAGGUAGGUUAUUUUAUUCCCGGCUGUCUGCCAAGUGCUUGCACACUACACUACAUGAUGCCAUGUUCACAAAAACCCACAGUGUGUCUUCCAUGUCUCUUUGAAACAUAAAAAUGAUAACUUCACAUCUUGAUGCACAUAUUCCGUGCUGUGCCUUAUGAUUAACCUAGAAUUAAAAGCCAAGUAUGGUUACAGGUGUCCAAAAAAUAUGAGAUUCAAAUCAUUUUAAUUGAUGUGGAAAAUAGUUGUAAUAUGAAGAUAUUUAAAUUCAAUUGUUUUUCACUUUGACCGUCAUCUUGUAUGUGUUCUAGUAUGUAUCGGACUGUAACUGGUCAUGGUCUUUGUCGUAAGAUAUGUGUAUUGUAUAUGUUUAACCACUGUGAUCACUUUAAGAUGUGCAUAGACCCUGUUGUGUAAAGCCUUGCACAUUUAUUGUGUUAAUAUGAGCGAUGUAAGAUGGAAAAAGAAAAACCGCUUUAAUGUUUUGUAAUAUAAUAAAUAUGCACUGAAAUAAGUGCCUUUUAUUUCCAAAGAUUUAACAAAGCAACUGUACUAUAGGCUAAUACCUCACAAUUUAAAGUAGAAUAUUUUUUUUUAUCUUCUAUCAAUACAUGAAUACACAAGAUAAAGUCUACAUGUCAAUUUCUAAAGCUUGAAUAUACAUAUAUGAGCUGAACAUUAAUAAUGCAUUUUGCAAUUGCAAAGAACAAAAAGGUCAAUGCAGGUCCAUGGAUUGCUCCCUUCAAUUAGUUAUAUCAGUAAAUUAUAUCAUAAAAUGAAAACUAGAUUUGUACGUUGUCAAAACUAAGGUCUGAAGCAUACUUUACACAAGUCAACGUGCAUACUUUGCCAAAGUGCGUUCCUUUUGUUUAUACAUAACGUGCACACUUGCGUUACUGUGGCGGUAAUAAUUCUCAGUAUUCAAUGGGGCCAGGGCCACAUUAAGAUACUGUGGGGCCCCGGGGCUCAGCGUUACGUGAGGGCCCCCCUUGCAGCCUGGUGUGGUGUGGUGGAGGGUGGUGUUAUCUAUUCCUUAUUAGUACUAUUACUAUUGUACUAAAGGCUAAAACAUACUCUACUGGACGGACAGUUGCCAGACCAAAUGCUUGAAAAUUGCUUUUUUUUUUUUUUCUAAUUUAAUUGUUUAUUUUUCAUUCCAAAUUACAUUAUGAGCAUAACAGUUUGAGUAAAAGUUUAACUGUUAAUAUCACAAAUUUGCUUGAUUUUAGUGAUCUACAAAUUGUGGAAUCCUAAAUAUUUCUAUUUAAUUUUAUAUCAUUUUUCAACAUUCUGAAAAUGUUUUUCCGAUUCUGAAUCAGACUUUUGAACCCCACUUUGUGCGUUUGUGUUUGCUUGUUUCCCUUAAUAGGCUAAUGCAUUUUUGAGAUUCCCCAUCGUGGUUUAAAAAGCGUGAAUGUGAAUUUAACCGCACUUAAUCAAGCUUGUGUAGCUAGAAGCGCCUGCGUUCGUGCACUUGUGUAGAGUAUGAUUUAGCCUUUAGUAUGAAUAAUAGUAAUAGUACUAAGUGAAGUGUACAGUAGUUUGCUCAUGAGACCUAUCAAAGAAAGAGAGCUUGAAGAAUUCAGUGUGUGUCAUAGGAAUAAAAUGGUAGAUUGG